AAUCUCAUUACCCUCUUGGCCCUCAUCUCGCUACCCGCCGGAAAGCUGCUGGCCUGUCGAUUUUGCAAAACCCACCCCCGCCGCGCUGCACCAUGUCGUCUGGACCUCCAACAGCCACUCGUUGACUGGAGCGCACAGCAAUCAUUCUCAGACCACUGAAACACGCAGCCAGUCGGACGUGCAGCCAGGAAGGUCCCUGCCCGAAUUUAUGGGGAAAGCCCCAUCCGGGCCCCUCUGCGACCAAGCCCACAGGAGGCAGGCGGCCCGCUAGAGCAAGCAACCCAGACCACUGAAAGCUGACCGGCUGCUGUUUGAGCAAGUCGGCAUCCCACCAGAGCGCAGGCCUGCAGCUCCCAUCGGCGAGCUCUCGGUGCAGUCUGAGAGUCCGAGCCGCUAAAUGUCAACUCUUGCUGCUGCUGCCGCUGCCGCUGCUCCGGGCAGUGGCAAUGAUCAAGACAAUCCUGUCGAUCAUGCUGUCUCCGGCACGGAUAUACCAGCAGUUAACCAGAAUGCCGACUUCGACACGAGCAAUGACCAUGACGACGUCGUGCUAACCUUCUCUGACGUUCCCAGCGAAUUGGCGCAUCUCGAUGCUUUCGACUCGGAUCAGCAAAAUCAGCAACAAGAACAACAACACCAAGACACCACAAGCACAGCCCACACUAACAACAGCCACAUUGGCGACCCGCCAAAAAGCUCUCCCCCACAACAACAACAACAACACCAACAGCAGCAGCGGCAGCUCUCGGCCAGCAGCUCUCCCACCUCGACGCCCGCCCAUCGCGUAAGGAAACCCUCGCCGGGUCUUGCAGCGCGAUUAAAGGCCCUAGGCUUCGGUUCGACACGUAAAUCAAGUCCUCCGCCGCCCUCGACUUAUUUAGAGCCCGGUCGUCUCCCAGAAGAAGCUCUCAGGCGACUCGACCAGGAGCAUAUCGCCGGCUCCUCGCAUACCGUUGUCGAGCGGCGGGGCCGCCCCUGGAAGGGCAUCGUCCGCAUCUCAUCGAGGUCGAGCCUCAAGUCGGACAGGUCGCAAACGAGGACGGAACCCGAGGAGCCUGUCCCCGAAGAACCUGUCUCCGAGGUUACCAUUCCCGUUGCGAAGCCCGACCUUCUGCCGGAAAUUGCCACGUCCGAGCCGCUGGACAUGGACACAAACAAGUACCGUCUUCCCGACCAUACAAACGGAAACGGCGUCAAGGCCCAGCCGGGGACAAAGGAUGAGCACAUCGCGAGGGAUACUCGGCCACCACAGGCAUCCCAGGCACCCCAGACACCAGAGAUCCCGCCUCCGCCCCUUCCCAAAGAUACGCCACCACUAACACGACGCGGCACAAAUCCGACCACACCAACCGCCCGCGACUUUUUCAACCCUGACUCCAUCACAUUCAACCCCCUCGGCCUCCAGAGGGCGGGGUCCAUAUACACGUUAUCGCGAGCCUCGUUCGCGAACCAGCUUGCCCAGCUGACGUCACUACAGCUUCCCGAUGCCGACUCGUUGAGUAACAAGGUCUCGGCCAUCCCGACCGCCCAGGUCGCGACAAAGGCCUUGAUAGGCGCUGCCGAACAGAUCCGUGGCUGGAUAUACAAGGCUUCGGAAGUAAUAGGGGGCUUGGAAAGCGAUGACGACGUCGAAUGGGCCGCUGCCGGCGGCCGCGAAGGCGUCGAGGAGGUCGAGAACGCCAUCAUCCGCUUCGAGGAGCUGAUCAAGGUCUACGUCGGCGCCAUCGAGGACUUGCAGUGCCGAGAAGACAUUGCCUACGUCGCCGCCGACGAUCUCCGCAGGGCCGUUGCCCAGAUGGAGGCCAUCCUCGCCGAGUGGGGCAAGAUGCGCAACACGCUGCACAACGUCAAGGCACAAGUCGAGAUCGCCAUGGAAUGGGAAGAGCUAUGGAACAUGGUGCUCGGUGACAUCCAGAACGAGAUGGACGACCUCGCCAGGCUAGUCUUCGAGAUGGAAGAACGGCGCCACAAGUCGAUUCUAGGCGUGCCAACCGGCGACCCCGCCAUGGACAUUGGCGACUUGGAGACGAUAGUGGAGGACACGCCCCGGGCUCCCGCGCGGUUGCAGACCGCCAACAAUCGCUUCAGCGUGCCCGUGUUCCCCGUCAGCCCUACCUCGCCCUCGCCCAGCACGACCGGCAUCUCCCAGGACGACUCCAGCCUGCUGGCGCUGUUCGCAAGGAUGCAGCCUCUUAGGGCCUCGCUGGAUUUCCUGCCUAUGAGGCUCUCCGUUUUCGAAAACAGAGCUGACAGCAUAUUUCCCACCGCAUGCGAGGAGCUUGAAGUGCGGAGGUCGGAGCUGGAUUCUACUUACAAGAAGCUCGAGAAGGAUGCCGAAUCCCUGCGCAAGGAACUCGGCGAGGAUCGUUGGGUCCUCGUCUUCCGCGGCGCCGGACGGCAGGCCCAAAAGAUGUACGAGUCGGUCGAGAGGAGCGUGGCUAGGCUCCGCGAGGCCAUCGACACCGGCAUGCAUCUGACGAACCAGCCCAUCAUGAGCAAGAAGUUGGAGAGUUACGAGGCCAAGAAGACACACUAUGGCCCGGCCAUCGAGCGGGUGUUGUCCAUCAUCGACAAGGGGGUCAAGGACCGGUUGACCGUCAACGGCGAGAUUCUUCGUCUGCACGCCGAGAUGCAGGCCAAGUGGGAGGAGUUGAAAGAGAUCAUGGCGGAUAUGGAUGCCUCCGUCGAGGAGCUGCACGCCGACAGGAGGGGCCAGCAACUGCGGGAUUCCGUCUCGAGCAUGCUGUCCAACGACAUGUCGACUCUCGCGAGCGGCAACGAGACGCCUCAGAGCUCGCCCCCCUCUUCCGUCAUCAUGUCCUCCAUGGGCCUCAGCAGCUCAACUCACCUCAAAGCGCCCCCGCCGCGUUCCGCGAGCGCUAUGGGCCACUUUUCCACACCAGGCAACCGCAGACAGUCGUUGCUACCCACUCCAAAGAGCCAAGUGUCCCGGAAGCCCGUAGCCGCCAGGACGUCGACGUUGUCGGUUCCAUCCCGCGACGGCUCAGCCACGCCAACCGCGAACAGGAUGCCGCGUCCGUCUUCUUCCUUGGCCAACCGGCCGAAAUGGAACGCCUCCACCAACACAUCAGACGUCGGCACAGGGCACAACUUCAAGCCCCUCAGCCUCACCACCCCGAGCCCCUAUUCCAAGCGAUCCCCCACCCCAGUACGCUCCGGCUCCGGCUUAACGCCCUCCUCUACCACAUCCAAACUCCCAACCCUCCGCACCCCGCUCUCCCGCGGGGCAUCCACAUCGCCCAUCGACGAGAACACCCCCUCCAAAAGCGGGCCCCUCCUCUCCUUCCGCGACCGCAUCGCGUCAGGGCCCGACUCCCAACAACAACAACAACACCAAACCUUCAACCGACCCCGCCUCGCCUCCCAACCCUCCGCACCGGCCGCCUUCGCCAACAGACGCGCCUCCCUCCAACCCCCCAAACCAAUCGACCUCUCCCCACCCACCGCAACCACCCCUCGCAGACCCGCCAGCUCGCUCGCGUCCUCGCGCCGCGCCAGCCUGCUGCCCCAGCCGCGCACGUCCGGCACCUCUAUGGCGGGGGGGGCACCGCCGUCGGCGUCGCGGAGCGGCGGUCUCACCGGCCGCGAGAGCCCGCAGGCCGUCGCCGGCGCCCGCUUUGCCAUGCGCAAGGGCAGCACCAGCAGCACCAGCACCUCGGCUGCGGCGGCCGCCGCUAGGGGCGCGGUGGCUAGGGACUCGAGGCCCAGGUGGAGGGGGUAGGGCGGCCUCUUUGCUGGGUGGUUUUCGAGGAGGGUGUUGAGUUGAGGCGAUGGGGUGUAUCCCCUCCGUCUGACUGACCCGGCCGACCUAGGUAGGCCUGUGGUAUUGUGGGCAUUUUUUUCGGCGCUCGGGCGCGCGAGGUGUGUGUGUGUGUGUGUUCAGGGGUUUGGCGUCGCUUGGCGGUUGCCUUGGGUUGCCUUGGGUUACCUGGUGUUUCGGCGUCGGUUGCUGAGCUGAGCUGAG
This is a messenger RNA of Chaetomium fimeti, 3985 nucleotides long. RefSeq lists its product as uncharacterized. Gene Ontology annotation, biological process: nuclear migration along microtubule; mitotic spindle orientation checkpoint signaling; establishment of spindle localization. Gene Ontology annotation, cellular component: cell cortex; mating projection tip; spindle pole body. Bases 398 to 3742 code for a protein of 1114 amino acids. The transcript is spliced from 2 exons. Lineage: Eukaryota; Fungi; Ascomycota; Sordariomycetes; Sordariales; Chaetomiaceae. The record is from RefSeq and is a predicted model, not a curated record.